AUGCAGCCACUUAUGUCUCCAAUAGACUAUGAGGCGCGGACGAGGGCGGGCCAUCGAGCGGACAAUGAAACGGCUCGCGGCUCUUCUGAGCAAACUCCUCUACUGCAAUAUCGCUUCCCGAGGGGAAACGAUCACGUUAACGCGGCCACGGUUAUUGUAGUUGGAUGUCUCUUGUUUGUGUUGCUCUCUGGAGCGAUCAUUGGCAUGUAUCUAUUGCUUAUACAAAUACAAUCUGAAAAUAUAGUCCCCCCUGUCGAUACUCCGCAUUAUGUCCGUCGUUCUGAUUGGGCUAUAAGUGGUACGUUAAAGAACCGCUCGUCUUCUCUCACCCGAUUGUCGACUUCGACAACGGACUGCGUUGUCGUACUGCAAACUGAUACAGGAUCAUGUGACGAUAUACCUACUUGCGCUGAAUUCAUUGAGGAAAUGGAAUACCAAAUGCCGAACCAUGCGCUGCCAUACAACUACAUCAUAACUAACGAAGGCGACGCAUACGAGUAUCUCGGAUGGCAACCCUCUGACUACGUUCCCAACCGCACUUCGUUUGUUUUUGCUUUCAUUGGUAAUUACACAUAUACCCCACCGACGAGGAGGCAAAUUUUUGUCACUAAAAGCAUAAUCGACGAAUUGCUUAAUAAUGAACAUCUCGCCAAAAACUAUACUAUCGUUGGCAAAGAUUUGAAGGACCUCAAAUACCUAACUAACGACCCCGGUAAUAUCAAUAAGGAAGUCGACAUGCUGAUGUUUGUCAUUCUUACCAGGAUGUACUCUAACUUCACCGAAGCUAUGACACAUAUG
Brenthis ino (lesser marbled fritillary) is the source of this 798-nucleotide messenger RNA. The record is from the annotation of a GenBank genome assembly. Lineage: Eukaryota; Metazoa; Arthropoda; Insecta; Lepidoptera; Nymphalidae.